GAGGAGGGAAAGAGAGAUGUGGAGAGAAAAAAGGAGAGGAAGAUGCAAGGAUUCGCUUCGCUGCCGUAGUUUAAAAGUCUUGCCAAGGGGACUUAGAAGAGCGUUGGUGGUAUAAAUACCCAGCAUAAACUGGAUUAAAAGAGCAACUACUGACUCCAUCAGAGAGGUGUGAAGUGAGAGAGACAAGCAGAGAGAGAGAGGGAGAGAGAGAGAGAGAGAGAGAGAAUAAAGUGCAAGCAUCAGGAGCGGUGUGUACUGCAGUGUGUCUGUACACACGCAAACAGGAGCUCGCUUUACUACAUCAACUCAACUUGGGAGACAAGAACCGUCACUUCUCAAGCAGCGUCAAGUGAACUCUCACUCGAACACCAGCCUGUCCUUCUCUCUCUCGUUCAGAAAGGCUCGUACACACAAAUGGAGAAUAUAUCUUUGUGCUGAAGUAUUGCUCAAGUUCAGCCUGGGCCACUGGAUUCGUCUGUUUUGCUUCAUCCAGUCCCGCUGGACACCAUCACAGAGUUCACGAUCAGUGGAAGAGCACAGUCCAAGUACCACCAUGAGAGGUGAGGGGUGCUGGACACGACUCUGAGAGACCUUGCACGGCUGGGAGUGAGUGGCGCAUUAAAAAUACAGGUCCCCACAAGAGCUUUCUGGUCUCAGCUAGCGCUGUAAAUCAAUACCCGAGCACUCUGAUUUCUUCAUCAAGACAUUGCUACAAACGGAAUGGGUUUCUUGAUCACUUGCUGAAAAGCCGCACUCCAGAGAAUACUAUUUUUUCAAGUUUGUUUCACACUGCGGCUCUGAAAACACACCGGAUACCUAAAACAGUAUAUUUAUAUAGAUGUGCAUAGUUGAAAAAGCUGAUAAGUCUUUCGAUCACCUGUCAAUGUUCUUUUUUUAAGCUUAUGUUUACGCUUCCUUCAAAGCUUUUGGCACUUCAGAGAAUAUUCCUAUCAGCUUUGGACUAAAUCGCAGCUAUUUUUAUUCCAUUCUACAUAUUUAGAUAAAAGUCUCCCACUUCACAAUUCUGUUCAAAACAUUUCGGUUCUCUCAUCUGAACGAGUGAGAGCAGAAGGGGAAGUUCACGCUUAAAAUCGUCACUAUUUCACAACCUGUCUACAGUCUGUGGCUAAUCACGGUUUUCCAUCAUCAGAAGCGACUUCCAUCUUUUUUCAUGCAAAAUGAAGCACAUUAGCAUAUUUAUGGACUGAGAUAUAUCCAGUUGUGUACAACGUGCUACACAGAGCUUGCAUUCAGUCAUCAAGCAAAGGAACAAAUAGCUUCUGACAUGUGAAGAAAAAGGAGUAUUCAAGAGCUCUGUGCACUUAAACACAUGGAAUAAAAUCAUGGUUGCAAGCUGGGAGGAGAUGGAGGAGCACAUGAGUUAGUUUCCCCAUUAAGGUUUAUGCUUGUAUCUGUGUGAAAUCAACCAAAAAAAAUAAAAAAUUGUAAUGUGUCUGCUUUCAUAUAUAUGACAUUUUCCUAAAAGUAAAAUUGUUGGCCAGAUCUGACGGAAAGCAUUAGUUGAUGUCCAAUCCAGAUCUGGGAAAAUGAAGAAUCUGGACGAACUGGAACAUCCAUUGUUGGGUGACAGCAGCCCCAUAAACUCAAGUGAAACAGGCACUAGUGGUAGUGGACUGUUCAAAAGCAUAUUGAUGAGAAAUGAGGAGGACAAAAGACGGCCCCCUCUGGACUGGAGGAAUUAUUGCCGGUCUACAGACAUCCAACGGCAGCAGCUACUGGAUCCAUGUUCAUUGCCUAGUACACUAGAGACUCUUUAUCCUCCUACUAGCAUUUGGGCUGCUGCUGAUUCCUUGGGCAUCCACAGUAAGGAGUACCUGGAAACCACUUUUGUGGACAUUGGCCCUGGUUCACCAUUGGAAAGGAAGUUACUGGCAGAGACAAGAGAUGUCCAUAGUGUAUCCUACAGCAUGGAAGAUGGGGAUGACCUUUUGCCAGACUUUGAGGACUCCUCCAGUGAUGACUUCAGUGACACAGACAGUGAAAGCAACUUCCCCAUCAUGAUCCCUCAAGAUUACCUGGGCCUGGCUUUCUUCUCCAUGCUCUGUUGCUUCUGGCCUCUGGGCAUUGCUGCAUUCUAUCUUUCCCAAAAGACGAACAAAGCAUCAGCACAAGGAGAUUUCCAGGGUGCCAGUGCUGCAUCUCGGCAGGCUCUUUGGCUCUCUGUCCUUUCAAUCGUGUUCGGCAUCAUCACUUACAUCUGUGCCAUCGCUGCCCUGAUCUCCUAUCUCUCCGGGAAACCACCUUAAAGACUACUGUAUCGGUAUCCACUCGCAAUUCUUCCAGAAACGUAACUCCCUGGCUCCUAAUUACACAAACCGCUGCUCCUUACAUACAUUCACCUACACCUGUAAAAAGUACAUUAGUUUAGCAGAGGCACCACCUUUGUAACAAUUUCUGCAAGUUCACAGCUGUCAUUUAAGAUACAAAAAUGCAAAAGGGGUAGUUUCAGCUGAAAUCUUUGUAUUUGGGUCAAAAAAAAGAUGACAUCCAAUUCUGAAAGAGAGACCUGCGCUCUGUUUUGGCACUUGUGUCUAAGUUGGCAGGGGAGGGAGUGAUUGAGGCCUAAGGGUUUGUUAGAAGGGAACUAGACAAGGACUGUGAGAUCAGAUCACAACGGACUUGGCUGUGAAACAGCAGGACGUGCCCUCUGAGACACAUGACUCCAGCAAACUGGGUCAUUUUCUGUCGGAGCUCUAAAGCUGGCCAUUGAACCACUCUCCAAAUUUGAAAACACCACAGUAAAUGGCUUCAGACCUCCGCUGGAAAAUGUCAGAUAGAAAACGAGUACAAGUUCAGACGGACUCUGCAAAUGUGAGGAUGCAUAACAAAUAUGCAGACGAAAGUACAUGGCUCUAUUCAUAGCUUCAUAAAUGUAGACUCUUCAUUUUCCACCUACUGUACGAACAAAACCGUACCGAGACAUUUCAUAUGAUUCAGCUAAACCAUGCCUGCAAACAUAUAAAAUGGCAAAAAAGAUGAUGAAUCAGUAAUCGGCACAGAUUCACCAAACAUUGUUAAAAAAAAAUAAAACCUUUCCUAACUGAUAUCUUCUCCUUUUUCCUCUAAUUUAAGAAUGUUUUGUAUUCCCAAAAACAUUUCUUAUGAUUGUUCUCAUUUGAAUUCCUGAAAAUGUUCUUAGAAACAAAUCGUAACUGUGAUGCGUAAAUAUAUAUGCAGACGUUUAAUGAACAUUGUGUUUCAUUUCAAGCAUUAAGAAUUAGAACAUUAUUCUGAUAAUUAUGCCUGUGGUUGAGUUGAUCAGCAAAUCUUUGGCAUAAACCACCGUUCAAUCAAACAACACCAAUGUAUAUGUUAAAUUGUUUUUGUGUUUUUUUUUUACAAUUGUUUAACAAAAACUGUAUUUAGGAACAUUUUUUACGAACUUUUAUCUUAGGGAAUUAAGAUUUUCAUGCAAGCCAGAAGCUGAAAUAAUUUUGAAAAGAUUCUGACAUUUGAAUAGAACUACACGUUGUUUAUGUAACCCAGAUGUUUUGAAACAACACAAAUCUUUAUAGUAACAUUAACAGUAAAAGGACCAUAAAAAUGAUUUUAACAGCUUUACAGUUCAAAUAUAACUUUUGACAAAGUUUUAUUAAAAAGCCAAACCUUAUUUCAGCCUUCACACCAUUUUUUUUUAAGAAAAGGGAUGAAUAAACAGUCAUGUACUUAAAAAUACAAAAGGUCUGAACAAAAACAGCAAACAGGCUGAAUGAAAAUUCUAAUGCAGCUCUCUGACAGUAUACUGUAGAUGACACUUAUGGAAAAGCAGAAAUACAGUGGUUACCCCUGUACACCAAUCAUGUGUGCUUUUAAACAACAUAGUCUUAGACAUUAUCCAGAGGAUGAAAAGAAAAUGGCACUUUCUAAAGACAGUCAGUUCCCUUCAAAGCUACAUUCAAGUUACGCCCAAAGAUGUUGUGUUUGCAGGUAUAUAAACAUCUGUGAGAUCUUAAUUUAUAUUCAUGAUGAAUAACUGAGCAUAUAACAUGUUCAAUUUGUAGGUCUGAAAUAAAGGGUAUUUGCCUUUCCCUUGGCAGUUACUUGAAGCUGCAUUCAUGCGAUUGAAGGCAAACACUUGAGAUAAUGAAAUCCACUAGAUUAAAAGAGAAUUCUGUGUUAAAGGAAGCUCAAUGUCAGUGACCUUUCUACUACUGGGCACUCUAUUUUGUUGCUGCACUUUACUCUUUACUUAAAUCCCUUUUGUGGGCCUACAUUUCGCCUUGAUAACCUCAGAGGCGAGCGAUGAGCAGUGCCAAACACAACGCUCCGACUGAAGUGCUUUAGUUGCUACCAUAGGAAGUGUCUCGGAGUAUCAAACACAUCGCAUUUUUCACACCAUCUGCAUAUAUGUACAAUUAAUGACACUACCUUUUUAAAGCAGGAUAUCGGUGUUUAUAAACUUACUUUGUAGAUUGUCUGUUCAUUAAUUUGACUGGUGAACUGUUAAUAUUAUGCUAAACUAGACGAUAUAUAAAAGCCUGAAAUAAAAACAAUACACAAUCAUUCAAAUGUUUUAGGACAGUAAAAAAAAAAAAAAAUUUCAAAUCAAAAUGUAAGACUAAUGGUUUCCACAAAAUAAAUAUAUAUAAUAAUAAUAUUAUAUAUAUAUAUAUAUAUAUAUAUAUAUAUAUAUAUAUUUAUUUAUUGAACAAUGGCUGAAGAUUUAACAAAUGGCUGCUGAAAAUUCAGCUUUGCCAUCGCAGAAAUACAUGACAUUUUAAAAUACAUUCAAAUAGAAAACAUUUAUUUUAAAUUGUUAAAAUAUUUCACAAUAUUACUGAUUUUACAGUAUUUUUUUAUUAAGUGAAUGCAGCCUUGGUGAGCAUGAGUCUUUCAAAAACAAGAAAAAUCUUACUGCCCCCCAAACAUUUGGAUGGUUGUGUACAUUAUGGAGAAAGUCUACAUUCAGAUGUCAAGUGCAUGAUACUACAAUCAGAAAACGUGAUUUAUAAGUUGAAAUGUGGCCUGUUCCAAAAGAUUACAGCCGCAAACAGCGGUCAGCAUCAACUGCCUUGGCAGGUGCCCUUCGAGCCCCCCACAGUUAGAAAUUGGGUCACAUCAUGGUAGGAAAUCAUGUAUUACUUCUACAACAAGCUGCCCCAUCGAGCAGAGGAGAGGAGCGAUAACACAGCCCCCUCCGGUAAGCUAUCAUUGCCUGUGUUGGAUCACAGAAGAGUACCUUAAAGAGUCCAGUGCACAGGUCAAAGUGCUGCGGUCGAGUCUCAGGACAGGAAUACAGACCAGGGAAAUCCUCUCCAGUCAUUCUUCUAUUCCUCCUCUACAUUAAUCUUGUGUAAAUGUGUAUGGACAUUUUGAAGGUAACUGUUAUGAACGAAUAAAUGCACUUGAUUGAAACUUUAA
Messenger RNA from Carassius gibelio (silver crucian carp), 5382 nucleotides. Its product is annotated as transmembrane protein 91. Gene Ontology annotation, cellular component: intracellular membrane-bounded organelle; membrane. The coding region runs from base 1548 to 2267 and encodes 239 amino acids. The transcript has 4 exons. NCBI's taxonomy places the organism in Eukaryota, Metazoa, Chordata, Actinopteri, Cypriniformes, Cyprinidae. The record is from RefSeq and is a predicted model, not a curated record.